This is a messenger RNA of Sesamum indicum (sesame), 674 nucleotides long. Its product is annotated as succinate dehydrogenase subunit 7B, mitochondrial. The record is from RefSeq and is a predicted model, not a curated record. Gene Ontology annotation, cellular component: respiratory chain complex II (succinate dehydrogenase). NCBI's taxonomy places the organism in Eukaryota, Viridiplantae, Streptophyta, Magnoliopsida, Lamiales, Pedaliaceae.
CUUUGAUGUACUGAGCAUUUCAACAGGGUCUCGGACUGCCCACCACCUUCUCAGCUCAUCUUCUCUCUCUCUCUGUCUUCGUAUUAUUCCCUUCGAGUAAAGAAAGAAAUGGCAUUUUUACUCAACAAAACUACUCUCUCGGCGUUCCGACUCCAUUCCCAGAAAUCUAAUGAUUCGUUGACGAUAUCAAGGCGUGGAUUUCAUGUGGAGCCAGGCGCUCGCGAGAAGGCUCUCUUGGCAGAGGAUCCAUCACUGAAACGCUUCAAAUCGCAUAAGAAAAGUCUGAGGCGUCUCAAAACUGUUGGAGAUGUUCUUACGAUUGUGGUUGUAGCUGGAUGCUGCUACGAGAUCUAUGUUAAGGCUGUCAUGCGAGAGGAAGCCCGCAAACAGGCAAAAUAAAGUGUGUGUCAUGCUAUUUAUUUCAAUAAUGCAUAACGACGCCUUUGUCGGUCGAUGAACGGGCACCGAUUGGGUAAAGGGAAACAAGGCAUUUUGUAUUUUUAGUGCAGCAGACCUGUGUUUGAACUGAGUUGAUGAUAUUGAAAUAAAAGUUGUUCACUUUUCCUUCAGUUUUACUUGAUGCUGUAAGGUUGCAAGUAAUUUUGGUGAGUUUUCCUGAUCUUGAAUGUAUUGGUAUAAUGACUGGUCAUUCCAGAAAAGAUAAAUUUUCAGUA